AUGGGGCGUGACGAAAAUGAGAACGAGAUUGAAACAGAUACAGACGAUGACGAAUUAGUUACUGAAAGUGAUGAAACUAUUUCGACAGAAAAGAGUUCCAAAAAUAUCAGUACUUCUACGGCUGAACUAUUUUGUCUGCCGAAAUGUCUGUCGAAGAACUGGCUCAAAUUCUCUUUUUUAUUGCUUAACAGCAUAGUUCUUCUCACAGGUGUAACGGCGAUAACAAUAGCUAUCUGGAUGUUGACUGAUGCAAACUUUACAUCUAGACUGCUCAGCCAACAGCUUUUCAUGACUAUUAUAUUAAUUCUAGGAGUGUUUGUGUCUCUUGUAGCUUUUACUGGAAUUAUAGGAAUCACAAAGAAAAAAAAUCAUUUUAUGAUUUUUUACUUAAUAUGCCAAUCGAUCGCUCUCUGUACUGUAUUUAUAUGUCUGACAAUGAGUUUUCCGUUUUUCGAUAUGAUUACAAAAAAAAUUCGAGAUGACAUGAACAACUCUAUGGAAAAUUAUCAAUCUUUAGAUUGGACUAUGAAAGCAUGGGAUAAUACUCAUAGAUAUUUAAAAUGCUGUGGAAUUAAAUCAUCCAAAGACUGGUUAGAUCAUCAAAUAAGCAUUCCACAAAGUUGCUGUUCUGUAUCUCUUGAACAGUGCCUGCACAUGACAGAGAAUGUGUCUUAUAAAUCUGGAUGCUUAAAAGAAGCUUAUAUGCUAUUAAAAUCGUAUGUUCAGACUGCCUCUAUUUCAACGCUUGUCAUAUUUCCACUUUUGUUAAUCAGCGUGCUUUUAGCGUUUGAUUUACGAAAAAGACUGAAGACAAGUCAAUUAAUAACGGACGAAGCGAUAUAUUUAUGA
Atta colombica is the source of this 849-nucleotide messenger RNA. RefSeq names its product leukocyte surface antigen CD53-like. Lineage: Eukaryota; Metazoa; Arthropoda; Insecta; Hymenoptera; Formicidae. Gene Ontology annotation, cellular component: membrane. The transcript is spliced from 6 exons. The record is from RefSeq and is a predicted model, not a curated record. Bases 1 to 849 code for a protein of 282 amino acids.